This is a messenger RNA of Lactuca saligna, 678 nucleotides long. The record is from the annotation of a GenBank genome assembly. NCBI's taxonomy places the organism in Eukaryota, Viridiplantae, Streptophyta, Magnoliopsida, Asterales, Asteraceae.
AUGACAACGAUAGCGAUGGGGUCAGAUAUUGAAAUUGUGGAUUCAUAUAACGUAUCACGAAUAAAGGAUACCCCUGUCAAAUUGGCUUUUGAGGAGACAUGGGUUCCUGAUAUCACUACAAGCGUAUAUGAUACGUGUACAAAUAUCGAUUCUGGUGUACAACAGCCCUCAACCAUCCCUGAUAAGGAAAAAGCCAUAGCAUCCGGUGUUUUGCAUAUUGAUUCCACUAUGGAGGAGAAAAAACUUAUAGAAAUGAAAGUUUUUCUAGAGAAUCAGCUGAAGGAAAUUCAAACGUUAAUAGCUACAGAGGUGAAGAACUUUGAUGAAAAUUCCUUUUUGUUGCAUAAGAAGAUUGAUGUUGUCGCAAAUGCAACUACAAGGUUGAAGAAUUAUUCGCAUGAUCUUCGAUUCAAGACAGAGAAGGAUGAUAAUAUUUUUUGUCAAGGAUCCACCAGGCUUGAAGAGAAGAAGAGGUUUCAAGCUAUUGAGUUAGAGAAACAGAGACAAAUAAACUACAUUUUGAGACAAAGAGCCAAUGAUCCACCAGGCUUGAACAAUGGUGAUCCCAACAAGCAAUGGUGCUAUGAAAUUAUCGAAAUUGAUGUGCUUGGUAAAAAUGAUGAAUUCCUGAAGAAGAAAAAAAAAAGGCAAAGAAGAUUUAUGACAUUGAGAAUUUAG